Messenger RNA from Saprolegnia diclina VS20, 690 nucleotides. RefSeq lists its product as hypothetical. The record is from RefSeq and is a predicted model, not a curated record. NCBI's taxonomy places the organism in Eukaryota, Oomycota, Saprolegniomycetes, Saprolegniales, Saprolegniaceae. The transcript has a single exon. The coding region runs from base 1 to 690 and encodes 229 amino acids.
AUGCACUCGAUCUCGAUUCUCCUUGUCUCGCUCUGCCUCGCGGCGACGUCUGCCCAACCCAUUUCGGCCAUUGGGUAUCCGGGCAACCUCUUCUUCGCCCAGGUGCAAACGGACGCGGUCGCCAAGGCCAACGCGCUCCAGCGCGCUAGCAGCAACUUUGCCAACCACGCCGAUAGCAACAGCGGCAACGUCGGCGUCGCCAAGUCGUUCAUUGUGGACAGCAACCAUGCCAACCAAGAGGCCAACGACCGCGGCUACCAGGAUGCAACGGCCAAGAACAAUGCGCUCCAGAAGAACAACGCAGCCACGAGCGCCAACGGCGCAGUGCUCUCACCGUGGGUGCGCCAUCUUCGCGGCAACUGCAUUGGCGAUAGCUGCGGCGGCGGCUGCUUUGGCAACGGCUGCGGUGGUCGCGCUGUGCCGUCGGCCUUGUCUGCUGCCAACAAACACGCCGACGCGCUCAACAAGGGCGACUCGUACAACGAAGCCAACCAAGGUCGCGCCUCGGACGCUCGCCAGCACGCCGAUACGCAGUACAUUGAAAAGUCGGACAUCAACAAGAAGGGCUAUGCGAACGCCAACGCCAAAUCGGAGGCGAACGCCCACGCGCUCUCCAAGAGCAACUUUUUCGCCGCGCAAAACGCCGACCAAAGCCAAGUCGUCGUCGAAAACCCGGGUCUCUUUCGCUAA